UUCUGUUUGUAUUUCUGUUUGUAUUUCUGUUUGUAUUUUGUACCUAAUUUUUGUAUUCUUCAAUGUUGACAGCACAUCAAAUACAAUACCAACAGUGGACAUCUGUUCACAACCGCCACAUCCUCUUUUAUAUUCGGCGCAAUGCUGAAUUAAAAAUACAUUAGCUUUAUCCAUAGCUAUUCUCAUAUUAUACUAAUAUUAAUUCCGACUUCUCCCCAUAAAUUGCGCCGAGAAAGAUGGGAUCCAAUGCGACAACGAGCUAUAAGCAGUUGAAGGAGGACUUCGUGUCCAACCUAUCAGGAGGUCCAGUUUCCGAGAUCAACUAUGUAACUGCAGUAGGACCUGUCGCCUUUGUCCUUUGGUCCAUCCUACAGUCUCGCCAGUCCUUCUUCAAGCCGUACACGCCACUAAGCUUCCUAAUCGACUUCCUCUUGAACGUAACUGCUAUAUUACUCGCCCUUACUCUCUACGCGAACACGCCAUUGCUACUCUGCGGCUUGAUUCUGGCCCCCGCCAUCCUCGUCUAUGCGCUGCCCCCGAACCCCGUCGCUUCGAAGAAAAAGCCGAAGCUGCCGCCUAAUGCGCAGCAAGCCCGGAAAUCCUCCGGCGCACUUGGCGUCCUAUCCACCAAACCGUUCUUGACCACGUAUCGUGGGUCAAUGUUGGUGGUAACAUGUCUAGCAAUAUUAGCCGUCGACUUCCGACUAUUUCCCCGGAGAUUCGCCAAGGUGGAAACCUGGGGUACUUCGUUGAUGGACGUCGGCGUCGGCUCUUUUGUGUUCUCGGCAGGUGUAGUAGCUGCGCGGCCGGUACUCAAAGAGAGGGCCGAGGGUCGGAGCAUACCUCUAUUCCAGAGACUCCUAUAUUCGAUGCGACAUUCGCUCCCUCUUUUAGUCCUUGGCGUCAUUCGUCUUUUGAGCGUCAAAGGUCUCGACUAUGCGGAACACGUGACCGAGUAUGGCGUCCACUGGAACUUUUUCUUUACCCUCGGCUUCCUGCCUCCCUUUGUCGCGCUUUUCCAGGCGGUCCUAAACUUCAUCCCGUCUUACGCGGCACUUGCCACUAUGCUCGGGGUCGGUUAUCAAGUCGUGCUAGAGACUACGAGCUUAAAGGCAUUCAUCCUCACGGCGCCACGGACAGACAUCUUUUCUAUGAAUAGAGAAGGGAUCUGCAGUUUCGUUGGGUACCUCGCCAUCUUUCUAGCUGGGCAGGACACGGGUAUGUAUGUCCUGCCCCGGAGUAUUAAUCCGCGCAGUGGAACUAGCAACAGCGCCCAGCGGUCCACUCUUCUCCUGACCAUGACUGUAUGGACGGCUAUCUGGACCGCACUGUACUUCUUUAGCACGAACUACACCUACGGGUUAGGGAUGGACGUGUCUCGACGACUAGCUAAUCUGCCUUAUGUCCUAUGGAUUACGGCAUUCAACUCGGCGCAGCUGCUGGCAUGCUGCGUGAUCGAAAGUGUUUUCUUCCCGUCUUUCUACCAAGCUGCGGAUGCCAAAUCCGAACAAGAGGCGUAUGAGACGGCCACGAGCAGAGUGUUCAGGGCAUAUAAUAGAAAUGGGCUGGCCGUCUUCCUGCUAGCGAAUUUGCUGACGGGAUUGGUCAAUAUGACGGUACCUACUUUGGAUGUAGGACCAAGCGUCACGAUGGGCAUAUUGGUAGGAUAUGCGGCUGUAGUUACUACGGUGGCGGUUGCGUUGGAUGCUUGGAAUAUAUCCAUCAAGCUAUGAUUAUGAAUAGGGGAAAAUUAUAUGCAAAUGAUAUAUGAUAUAUUUUAUCAGA
This is a messenger RNA of Hypoxylon fragiforme, 1785 nucleotides long. Its product is annotated as GPI-anchored wall transfer protein 1. The transcript has 2 exons. Lineage: Eukaryota; Fungi; Ascomycota; Sordariomycetes; Xylariales; Hypoxylaceae. Gene Ontology annotation, molecular function: glucosaminyl-phosphatidylinositol O-acyltransferase activity. Gene Ontology annotation, biological process: protein localization to plasma membrane; GPI anchor biosynthetic process. The record is from RefSeq and is a predicted model, not a curated record. Gene Ontology annotation, cellular component: membrane; endoplasmic reticulum. Bases 237 to 1733 code for a protein of 498 amino acids.